AUGCCCGUUGACAAAAUCGGGGUCAAAGACGAUCCACGCGUAAAGUACGAGUCUGCCACCGUGAAUGGUCGGAAUUAUGGGUACCUCCUCAGUCAACCACCAUCCGGCCAGUACCGGGCAACUAUUUUUUUGAUCCAUGGAUUUCCCGACAUUUCAAUGGGGUGGCGAUACCAGAUUCCAAUGCUGGUGGAAAUGGGGCUGCGCGUCGUGGCUCCAGACUGCUUAGGCUAUGGCCGCACGGACGCCCCCGAGGACUCUAUCCAUUACGGACACAAGGGCUUAGCAGACGAUAUCAAAGCUCUCGCUUCCCACCUGGGUGAAUCGAGCAUCAUAUUGGGUGGGCAUGACUGGGGCGCUGCUCUUGCUUACCGCAUUGCUCUCUGGCAUCCCGAUCUCAUCAGCCACCUCUUCACGGUCUGUGUGCCUUACGCUGGUCCCAAGAAGGAUUUUAUUCCUCUGGAGAAUAUUGUCCAAACUGUUGCGCCGAACUUCACGUAUCAGAUGCAAUUUUACAGUGGAGAGGUUGAGAAGGUGAUCAAAUCCAAGGAGGAGAUUAAGCAGUUUCUUCUUGCUUUGUAUGGAGGCAGAACGGCAGAAGGGAAGACUGGUUUCGUAGCAGAGAAGGGUGUGUUGUUGGAUGAGGUCAUGAAACUGCAGCCUUCGCGGUUGCUGAGUGAGGAGGAGCUGGAGUAUUACGCCACGGAGUUUUCAAGGAAUGGAAUCCAUGGACCUUUGAACUGGUACCGAACUCGGAAGGUCAACUUCGAUGAUGAGCUGAGCAUUUUGGGCCGUGGUAUCACCAUGCCUACGCUUUUCAUUCAGGCUCUUCGAGACCCGGCUCUGCCGCCUCAUAUGGCAAAGUCUAUGCAGAAGAACAUUCCUGGGGUUGUUUUGAAGGAAGUCGAUACUUCUCACUGGGCGCUAUGGGAGAAGCCCGAGGAGGUAAAUGCUAUAUUAGCUUCCUGGCUGAAUGAGGUUGUAUUUGCAAACAAAUCGGCGCAGAAACUAUAA
Messenger RNA from Penicillium angulare, 1011 nucleotides. RefSeq names its product alpha/beta fold hydrolase. The transcript is spliced from 7 exons. Bases 1 to 1011 code for a protein of 336 amino acids. The record is from RefSeq and is a predicted model, not a curated record. Gene Ontology annotation, molecular function: hydrolase activity. NCBI's taxonomy places the organism in Eukaryota, Fungi, Ascomycota, Eurotiomycetes, Eurotiales, Aspergillaceae.